Odocoileus virginianus texanus is the source of this 5081-nucleotide messenger RNA. It is a transcript of the gene ZNF641, whose product is annotated as zinc finger protein 641. Gene Ontology annotation, biological process: regulation of DNA-templated transcription. The record is from RefSeq and is a predicted model, not a curated record. Lineage: Eukaryota; Metazoa; Chordata; Mammalia; Artiodactyla; Cervidae.
UUUCUUUCCACAGGAGUCCUACUACAGUUUCCUCGACCUUCCUCUUUCUUUUAUAGACACAGACAUAGAGGAAGCAAAUAACUGCACUGCCCUGUUAGUGAAAACUCAUCUCCAACAUCAAGCUUCAAAAACUUUGAGUGGAAGAAAAGCAGUGUUAUAAAUGGUGAUUGGGCUCUAAUUAGCAAUUGGAAGUAUGUUUAUUACAGUGGAACAGGUUUUUAUAAGCCAAGCUGAUAAUUACAAUCAAUUGACUAAUAAACUCACAACAUGAUCAUAAACUGGUGAACACCUACAUUAUACUUUUUUUAUUCAAACCAUGGCAGAACAAGAGUUCAGAAAUGAAGGAGCCAAAGAUGACAGACAAGAGACUGAGCCUCUUAAGGCCUUUUGAAGUCCUCACAGAGAACUUGGAACCUUAAAUGACUGUGACUUCCCUGAGCCCCAAGAAGAAUACUGCUGUGUCCUGAGGAACUCUGUACUGUACACACUAGAAUCCAGCUUUGGGUCCAACUCAUCCCAUUCUAUUGUUCUGAACUUUAUCAACAGGGCAGUCCUUGGUAAAAGAGUCUUAGAAUGAUAUAAUUAGACCCAUCAGGCACAUCUGCAUAUGUUCUUCACCCCACAGCAUGUAUGUUUCUGCCUUCUGAUUCUAGCCAAGAUGCUGUUCCUACAUCUUGCCUUCGAAGCUGAUCCAGUCUUGAUCUAAGACCGAAAAGUCUUAAAAAGAUGGAAUCAUCUGCCUGCUACUCCCUGGAUGUUUAAUUAUUCCACCUUACAUAGGAAUUUGGAUUCAUCCAUGUAUCUGUGAAAGGUCACAAUUCGGGUUUGCAGCAAAAAUGCUUUCAGAACAGACAGCAGCCCUGGGUACAGGAUGGGAGUCAAUGAAUGUCCAGCUGGAUAGAACACAGCCCCAGGUGGAAAGGGGAAGCCAGGAAGAGGGGCCAUGGAGAACAGCUCCAGGGCCAUUGGAGCACCUGUGCUGUGACCUUGAAGAGGAGCCACAGUCCCUUCAGGAGAAGGCUCAGUCCACUCCCUGGGUUCCUGCCAUUCCCCAGGAAGGGAGCACUGGAGAUUGGGAGAUGGCAGCUGCACUUCUUGCAGCAGGAUCACAGGGCCUGGUAACCAUCAAGGAUGUAUCACUGUGCUUCUCUCAGGAGGAGUGGCGGAGCCUGGACCCUUCUCAGACAGACUUCUAUGGAGAAUAUGUCAUGCAGGAAAACUGUGGGAUAGUGGUGUCUCUGAGAUUUCCAAUUCCCAAACUGGAUAUGCUUUCUCAACUAGAAGGAGGGGAAGAACAAUGGGUCCCCGAACCCCCAGACUUAGAAGAGAGGGACAUUCUGAAGGUCACAUACACAGGAGAUGGAAGUGAGCACGAGGGGGAUACCCCUGAACUAGAAGCAGAGCCUCCUAGAAUGUUAUCUAGUGUGUCUGAAAAUACUGUUCUCUGGAACCCAGCGCAGGAUGUGAACUGGGAUUCCAUGCCCAGAAGCUCCAGAGGCAUGCUCCUGGGCCCACCUUUUCUUCAGGAAGAUAGCUUCUCAAACCUGUGUAGCACAGAAAUGGAUUCCCUGUUAAGACCACACACGUGCCCGCAGUGUGGUAAACAGUUUGUGUGGGGCUCCCACCUGGCCAGGCACCAGCAGACACACACCGGGGAGAGGCCCUACAGCUGCCUCAAGUGUGAGAAGAGCUUUGGGAGAAGACAUCACCUGAUCCGACACCAGAAAACCCACCUACAUGACAAGCCCAGCAGGUGCCCUGAGUGUGGCAAGAAUUUCCGAUGCAACUCCCAUCUAGCCAGCCACCAGAGAGUGCAUGCAGAUGGCAAAUCCUGCAAGGGCCAAGAGGCUGGAGAGAGCCCUGGGGCUAGGAAGCGGCAGCGCGCGCCACCCGUGCCCAAGUGCCACGUGUGCACCGAGUGUGGGAAGAGCUUUGGCCGGCGGCACCACCUGGUGAGACACUGGCUGACACACACCGGGGAGAAGCCCUUCCAGUGCCCGCGCUGUGAGAAGAGCUUCGGCCGUAAACACCACCUGGACAGGCACCUGCUGACCCACCAGGGACAGAGUCCCCGGAGCAGCUGGGACAGAGGGACAGCUGUCUUUUGAAAUCUAUUUCUGCUGCAGCUGUAGUCACAUCUGUCAGCCGGUGCUACCAGGGGUCUCUGCCAGAGCUGCCCCUCUCCUGCACCCCCAUGGUCAGAAUCACGAGUCCUGGCCCCAUCCCUACAGAGAUGCCGUUCCAGCAUUAGCCGGAGCCUUUCUCCCCAGUUCUGUGAGAGGCCACAUAAAGUAGAGUUCUUUGGGCAAAACUUUUGGGAAACGCUGCUUACUGGGUGGGCUGAUAUUCAGCCUGAUCCCGUUCUCCAGGGUACAGUGGUACCAGCAGUUUGUGGCUAAGGCCCGUUCUGAUUGGUUGAAACCUGUGCCAUACCAGUUGUUAAAUAUUUUGAGUAUCACCCUUCUAUAACGUAACUAUUCUCUCUCUAUAUAUAUAUAGAGAGAGAAAACACAUACUAGCUUAUUAAAGGCUCGAAAAUUUAUGCAUUAGAGCAAAUGGUUAAGCCUUUCUUACUGCAGUGUUUCCUAAAUUUAGUUGACCUCAGUAUCCUUUCUGUCUCGCAUCUCACAGAACUGGUGACUCCUUGAACCACACUGGUGAACACUGGGUUAGAGAGGAAUAAGGAAACAGGAGAGAGAGAGUGAUCAGGCACCCAGAGCCCCCUUUUUUAUCCAAAUGAAAGCUGAGGGGCAGACCUCAUUCCUGUGUGGGCCCAUCACCCCUACUCCAGUCAUCUGAAUAUACAUCCACACCUCUCACCCCACCUGCUGAAAAACAAAGAGUAACCUUCUCACCCCCUGUUCCUGCUCCCUUCACCCUGCAUAUACAUAUAUCUAGCUGAGAGAUCGCACUACAGUGUUAAGAGAUGGACCUUAUACCCCCAGGUAACCCAGGCCCACACAGAAGAAAAAUACUUUAUUCCCUUGAACAGACCCCUCUCCUCUUGACAGUGUCUGUAUGUGUCUGUGUGUCUGUGUGCAGGGUCUUUGAAGAGAGCAUGCAAAGUACAAACUGUAUAAGCUAGAUUUUCUAGGGGCUAUAUUCUGGGGAUGAGGGUAGUGGGAAUUGUAUGGGGUUUUUGGUUUGGUUUGUUUCAAGGUAAUAAGCAAGCUGAGAGAUUCAGGGAGCCCUAGUAAAAAGGCUUAAGUUUUGGGGGUUGAGGUAUACAGCCUUCCCCAGUAUCACUGAGAUCAAGACAACUUGGGUAUGUAAGUCUAGGUCUGAAUCUCUGGGCCACAGAUUGUUUUUGCCUAAGUGGAGAGAGAGACAUCCUCUGUGAGGUGAGCUAUGUCUUAUUAAUUUCAAGUCAGGUGCAUAUAGCAGCUUUGUGCUGAGUGGGUUUUGGGGUCUUGUCUUAAGUAGUGAGAAGUUACGGCAGGAGUCACAGUGCUUGCAGGUUGUUGUCAACACUCUUGUCUGACCUUGAUUGCCUCAUCAAGGGGCAGAGUCAUUCUUUCGGAUCUCAUUCCCCUAAAUAGAACUUUAGGGAAAAUGGCUGUGACUUAACUAUGCUGCUGAUGCAGGGUAAUGAGCUUUCUGGUUGGUUCUCCUCCCAGUUCUGGGAAAAUGUCUGCACUGACUCUUAACAUGCAUAAGUAUUCUAGCAUCUGUUAAUGCAUUGGUCAUUGUUUCUCUUUAUUGAUGAUGUGUUAAUACCAGUCUUAUAAUUUAAAAAUUACCUUGUAUGUAAGAAUAGCUUGUGGGUAGGGAGGGAGAAAAGCAAAGAAGAUGGAAGUGGGAUAUUUUCUCUUUAAUGCUUAGAUUGUGGUUUUUCCUUAACACACUUGUUUCUCAACCACAGUUGGUGGAAUUAACCAGAAAGACAAGAGGAAGUGAGCUGCAACAAUCUAGUUUAAUGGCUUUUCCACUUGCUUAGGAAAAACUGAGUGAAUCAUAGCUCCUCAGAGUCCUGGGCCCAAAUGGAGUCGAUAAUAGAGUCAUUUUACUGACUGGGCUUCUUACAGUGGAUAUAAGUUGAGCAAUCCAGCCCCUACCUCCCUUCUGCUCAGGGCAGCCUUCCCAUUUUGCCUAGAAUGCACUUCUCUUGCUUACGUUCCUAUGAAUAGAGCAAAAUGGCCAGCCAUUUGUAAGGCAUCCUUGUCCCAGGUCCUCUGAGACAGGAGCAUUUUAGGAUCAGUAUUGAGACACACCCCAGGGCAUAGAAAAAUACUGGAUUCCAUUGGCAAAACUGAAUGAUGCCAUUUCUUUUACCUUCUACUAUGCCUCAUACAUUAACACAAUCAGCUCUAUGUGAGCAUCGUCCAGAACCUGUUUUGGAUCACAGACCCUUUUGAGAACCUGAUAAAAAACAGAAACUCACUUUUGAGAAGAAAAGACAUUGGUAGUUCACUCACAUUUAGCAGGGUCAGAGCCCAUCCAUGGAAUCACUAAAUGGGGGUCAAAGAGAGGGAGUUACCCUGAUCCGAUAUGGUCAUUAUAUAUUUGUGUCAAGAAUUACACGGCAAGGAUCUCUAAACAUUUUAAGGACUAAGAUACCAGAUGCAGUAGGAUAUCAGGAGAGUGUUCAGUCUUUAAUGAUUUGAAAGGUAUUGCUUACACUCUGUGCUUUCUUAAAAAUUUAUAUGACUUGCUGACAAAUCCAGUUUCUCACAAACCUUUUUUUUUUAAAGACUUGUAUGAGGUGAGCCUCCAUACCGUCAGAUCACACCUCUUCAAAAACCAGGCAUUAACCUCCAGCCUUUGAUCUCUUGUAAUUUUGAGGGAAAAUGAAGCCCCCAAAGUGUAGGUGUGCUCAGCAUUGUGGAAUCUAAGGGCAUUUGGCAGAAGGGACAUCCCUUUAGGUCAUUUCUACUGUACCACUGUCUUCUCUACCUCUGUCCAACACCACUUCCCUCGGACAAAAAAUAAAGUAAGCGACAGCCAUCAGCUGUAUAAAGAGAUUUGAGUGAUUUUUCCCUCAGGGAAAACUCCCAUCUUCCUCCUAACUCCCUCUGCCACGUGUCUACCCUACCCUACCCCCUUUAAAUAAAAAAAUGUCUCCGUGUUCUCUGGACAAGAUG